AUGGCUGUCAAAAGUGCCAGAACUGGAGUGCUGAUCCUAGGCGGAGGCGUCGUGAAACAUCACAUUAAUAAUGCGAAUCUCAUGCGAAAUGGCUCCGACUACACAGUUUAUAUCAAUACCGGAAUGGAGUUCGACGGAUCCGAUUCCGGCGCACAGCCGGAUGAGGCAGUAAGCUGGGGGAAGAUCAAGCCAGCCGCCCAAGCUGUAAAAGUUUGCGCCGAUGCCACCCUAGUCUUCCCCCUGCUUGUUGCGGAAACUUUUGCCAAGAGAGUACUAAAAAACAGAUAA
Molecule: messenger RNA, 288 nt
Organism: Strongylus vulgaris
Lineage: Eukaryota; Metazoa; Nematoda; Chromadorea; Rhabditida; Strongylidae
Source: the annotation of a GenBank genome assembly